AUGGGCAUGAAGCAUGCGUCUCUACGGGCCAAUCGGCCAAUAGGGGCCAAUCGGCCAAUAGGGGUCAAUCGCGGGGUUUCGAGACUUCUCGGCAACGACCCAUCUGGAGUUUCUCGAAAACGUCUCGAAAAGGACGCGAAUCUGACGUGGCACGCGGAAGUCCCCGACGUGACGCCGUGCUUCCAGAGCACGGUGUUGGUGUGGGUCCCGUGUGGGUGGCUGUGGGUCAUGGCCGCUUUCGAGAUUCGCUCCCUCUUCUGGAGCAGAGGGAAAUACAUCCCGUGGACGCGGUUGAACGUCUCCAAGCUGUUCCUCGCGUCCUCGCUGUCGGCGCUGUAUGCGGCGGAUCUGCUCCGCGCAUUCGCCGCUGGUCGGUCGGCGCCGGUGUUCUACCUCACGCCGGUCAUUCUCGGCCUGACUAUGGUCCUCAUGUGCGUAUUCACGUACAUGCAGAAGGCUCGAGGCAUUCACACGUCGGGGAUCUUGCUCGUCUUCUGGGCCUUGCUCUUCCUCAAGGGUUUCGUCGCUCUCUGGAGCCAGAUCUCUCGCAUUUUCCAAGAGCAUGGAGGAAGUCCAGGGUCGUACGAAUUUGUGACUGCCACGAUUGCGUUUCCGCUCAUCGCUGGCGAGCUUUUGCUGCACUGCUUCGCUGACGCGCCGCCUAUUUAUUCGACGAUCGCGGCCGUUUCCGGGCAUCCGUGUCCCGAGAUGAGAGCAUCUGCCUUGUCUCGACUUGGGUUUUCCUGGUUCACGGAUCUCAUACGGCUCGGCUGGAGGCGUCCGAUCGCCUUCCGCGAUCUGUGGGACGUCGGCGUCGAGGAUGCGUCGAAGAGGGUUGUAGCAGACUUCGACAAGAAUGCGAGAGAAUCCACUGUCUCCAGCCGGAACGCAAGGGAAGACGGAGAGCGAACGAGGAAAAUUUCCAUCGUCGGUCCUCUGUGGAGAACAUAUUGGGCAUCAUUCGCCUUCAGCGGCUUCCUCCGGUUCAUCGGAGACACGAUCGCCUUCGGCAAUCCAUUUCUCCUCCACCAGAUGAUCUCGUUCGUGAGCGAAAACGCUCCUCUGUGGCAAGGCUGCGUCUACGCCCUCGGGUUCCUUCUCGUCGGCAUCCUCCAGGCUCUCUUCUAUUCUGCGUCCUUUCAGAAGCCCAGAUUGUGUGGAAUGCGAAUGAGAGCCGCAAUUAUUUCUGCUAUAUAUAGGAAGUCCCUGCGUUUGUCGCCAGCUGCUCGCAAGGACAGGACGGUAGGGGAGAUGGUGAACUUGAUGUCGGUGGAUGCACAACGAUUCUUGGGAAUUUCUGCAAACUUGAACAUGAUGAUUACCUUCCCGAUUCAACUCGGAAUAGCUUUCUACCUCCUCUGGCUUCAACUCGGCCCCUCAAUCCUGGUCGGCGUCGGCGUAAUGGCCAUCGCCCUCCCCAUCAACGGUGUGAUAGCCUCUCGAAUCCGGAACUUCCAAGCCCAGGGAAUGAAAGAGAAGGACGAAAGAGUGAAGCUUACGAACGAAGUCCUCAACGGCAUCAAGGCUCGAAGCUUUUCCUUCGGCAUUUACAAGUGGAAGAUCAAGGGUUACAACGAGGGCGUGAAUCUUGAGCGGGUGCUGAAGUUGUAUGCCUGGGAGCCUCCGUUCCAGGAACGAAUCAUGAAAAUACGAGACAGAGAGAUACAACUACUCCGAAAGCAAGCACUUCUUACCGCGACCGCGUCGCUGAUUUGGAUGUCCACUCCGUUUCUGGUGGGAUUGGCGUCGCUGGCUACCUUUGUGCUGAUCGAUUCGAAGCACGUUCUGGAUGCUUCCACAGCGUUUGUGUCACUGAGCCUCUUACGUAUCAUUCGCCUUCCUCUCACUUAUUUACCAUAUCUCACGUCUGACAUUGUUCAGACCAUGGUGUCCGUCAAGCGGAUCAACAAAUUCAUGAAUGCUCAUGAAUUGGAUCCUAACAAUGUAUCACACGAUCGAAAUCCAAGUUCCGACAACAGAGAUGCAGCCCUGAUCGAGGAUGGAACAUUCAGCUGGGCACCCGAUGAUCCACCAGUGUUGACGGACCUUCACCUAAGAAUUCCAGUCGGGAAGUUGGUUGCAGUCGUUGGCCAAGUCGGGUCCGGAAAAUCCUCUUUACUUUCGGCCUUCCUUGGCGAAAUGGAGAAAGUCUCUGGUCAUGUCCAUGUCAAGGGCAUUAAUCUGAGUGGAGGACAGAAGCAGAGAGUGAGUCUGGCCAGGGCAGUCUACAGUGAUGCGGAUGUUUAUCUCAUGGAUGACCCUCUCAGUGCUGUUGACAGUCAUGUGGGAAAGCACAUCUUCCAGCAAGUCAUCGGACCUCAGGGACUGCUUAUGAACAAGACGAGAGUGCUUGUGACCCAUGGAGUAACACACCUCCCACAAAUGGACCUCAUCAUCAUGAUGAAAGAUGGGAAAAUAAUUGAGUCAGGGAGUUAUCAGCAGUUGGUUCAGAAAAAAGGAGCUUUCUCGGAUUUCAUUAUUCAGUUCCUCUCUCAGGAUGCUUCCGAAGAAGAGGAGUUGGAGGAGUUGAAGCAAGGAGUCGAGAAAGUCACAGGGCAGGUUUUCAGUCGGCAACGAUCGAGGCAGCACUCAAAGCUUUCUGAGAGCGAACUGAAAUCGGUUCAAACAAUGCAAGUUAUUCCUGAUCGUAUUCCAUCUCUCCAGCUAAAUCUCCUCGUUUCUCCUGUUUCUCUUUGUGCUGAGGAACCAAAAGGAGGAGGAGGAAAGAGUGCGGUAUCAUUUGGCUCGGAUGUAGGAAGGCUCAUUGAAGAGGAAACUGCCGAGAGAAAAGGGGUGCAUUGGCGCGUGUACGCAUAUUUCCUGAAGAGCAUGGGCCUCUCCCUGUCUCUAGUAAUGAUCUUCAUGUAUGGAAUCAGUGAGGGAUUCUUGAUGGGUUCCAACAUGGUACUCUCCAGAUGGUCUGAUCAAGUCACUCUGAAUCAUACCACGAGCUCCUCGGAAAAGAAUGCAUUCAUCGGAGUAUACACUGCGCUCGGAUUCUGCAACGCUGCUGCCUUUGCCCUGGCUUCAGGAAUGCUAUGGGUUUUGGUCUGUGAGGCUGGGCGUAAACUCCAUGGCAACUGUCUUCGAAAUGUCCUCAGAAGCUCUCAAGAAUUCUUCGACAGGAAUCCAGUGGGAAGGAUUUUGAACCGAUUCUCCCAAGAUAUUUCAAAUGUGGACCGAGGCAUUGCUCCAUUCUUGGAAAAUGUCAUCGGUUGUGCCUUUGAGGUCAUUGGUGUCCUAAUAAUCAUUGCUUACACCGUCCCAUGGUUCCUCGUUGCUGUUGUCCCAAUCAUCGCAGCUUACUACUUUGCACAGGACUUGUAUGUCUCAACAGCACGACAGCUGAAAAGGCUCGAAUCUGUAUGGCGAUCCCCGAUCUAUUCCCAUUUUGGAGAUACUGUGAUCGGGAUUUCCUCCAUUCGCGCUUAUGGACGAGAGGGACAGUUCAUCAACGAAUUAGAGGAAGGGGUCGAUCGCAAUAAUAAGUGUCAAUUUCCUCAAAUCACAGCCGCCAGUUGGCUGAGAGUCCGACUCGAAGCACUUGGUGGCAUUAUAACAUUCAUAUCUUCUCUUCUUGCUGUGUUUGGAAGGGGUUCCCUGAGCCCUGCCAUGGCCGAUACGUUACCCAUGUCCUACGACGUUUAUUUCCAGGCUUCGAGAACCUUCACUUCGUUGGCGCGCAUGGUGGCUGAGGUAGAAACAAACAUUGUGGCCGUCGAGAGGAUCAAAGAAUACUGUGAGACACCAGUCGAGGCCCCGUGGGAGAUCCCAGAAAAGAAGCCAAAGGGUGACUGGCCUCAGGAAGGAACUAUUUGCUUUCGAGAUUACCAGACAAGAUAUCGAGACGGUUUGGAACUAGUCCUCAAAGGAAUCUCCGUUGAAAUCAGCGGUGGAGAGAAGGUUGGUUUGGUGGGUAGGACAGGGGCUGGGAAGUCCUCACUCAUGCUGGGGCUCUUUCGGAUCAUCGAAAAGGCAGGUGGGAUGAUCAGAAUAGACGGAAUCGAUAUCAGUCAAAUCGGACUUCAUGACUUACGCUCACAUCUCACAAUAAUCCCACAGGACCCAGUGUUGUUCUCGGGGAGCCUGCGGACAAACCUGGAUCCUUUUGAAAAGCAUACCGAUGAGGAAGUAUGGAGGGCAUUGGAGUUGUCUCACCUCAAAGCGUUUGUGAAGGGACUUCCGCAGGGACUUCAACAUUCUGUUGCAGAAGGAGGACAGAACCUCAGCGUCGGCCAGAGACAACUCAUCUGCCUUGCAAGAGCACUUCUAAGAAAGAGUAGAAUCCUUGUUCUAGAUGAGGCAACAGCUGCCGUCGACCUGGAAACAGACGAACUUAUACAGAAUACCAUUCGGAGAGAAUUCCAGAGCUAUACAGUUCUCACUAUUGCCCAUCGUAUCAACACAAUUAUGGACUACGAUAGAGUUCUCGUAUUGGACGGAGGAGAAAUCAAAGAAUUUGACUCCCCAACUAAUCUCCUUCAAGCUUCAAACUCCCUGUUCGCAACCCUAACAAGGGAUGCUGGAGACAUGAUAGCCUUCGCAAAUCCAUUGCUACUCCGUCAGAUGAUCUCAUUCGUGGAUGAAAAUGCUCCGGUGUGGCAGGGCUGUUUCUAUGCUCUCGGGUUGCUUCUCUCGGCCAUCCUGCAGGCACUCUCCUACGCGGCUUCGUAUCAGAUGUCAAGGUUAACAGGAAUGCAGAUGAGAACGGCUCUUAUUGCUAGCAUCUAUAAAAAGUCUCUGCGUUUGUCAUCGGCUGCUCGUAAGGAAUCCACAGUUGGGGAGAUGGUCAACUUGAUGUCCGUGGACGCCAAAAGAUUCUUGGACAUUUCAUUCCAUUUGAACAUGGUUCUUACUCUACCCAUCCAACUUGCAAUCGCUUUCUAUCUACUUUGGGCUCAGCUCGGUCCCUCCCUUUUGGCAGGAAUAGGAGUGAUCUUCGUUGCAGUUCCCCUCAACGGCCUGAUUGCUGCCCGGAUCCGGAAAUUCCAAGUAGAAAGAAUGAAGGAGAAGGACGAAAGAGUGAAGCUCAUGAGUGAAGUCCUCAAUGGCAUCAAGGUACUGAAACUGUAUGCGUGGGAGCUGCCAUUCCAGGGCCGCAUCAUGGGCAUACGAGACAGGGAGAUCCAAUUGCUUCGAAAGCAAGCGUAUCUGGGAUCGAUCAGCUCACUUCUCUGGACCUUCACACCGUUCAUGGUAGGCCUGGCAUCUCUGGCUACUUAUGUGCUGAUAGACUCGGCGCACAUCCUAGAUGCUUCCACGGCUUUUGUGUCAUUGAGCCUCUUGCGCAUCAUUCGGAUUCCACUAACUCACUUGCCUUAUCUCACCUCUGAAGUUGUUCAGACCAUGGUGUCCGUCAAGAGGAUCAACAAGUUCAUGAAUGCUCAUGAAUUGAAUCCCGACAAUGUAUCGCGCAACCAAAAAUCAAGUGCUGAUGAUGAAUAUGCAGCCCUGAUCGAAAAUGGAACAUUCACCUGGGCACCGGAAGAUCCACCAGUCUUGAAGGACAUUCAUCUACAAAUUCCAGCAGGGAAGUUGGUUGCAAUCGUUGGCCAAGUCGGUUCCGGAAAAUCCUCUCUCCUCUCAUCCUUCCUUGGUGACAUGGAGAAACUCUCGGGGGUAGUUAACGUCAUGGGGGAGGUGGCUUACGUCCCUCAGGAGGCAUGGAUUCGUAAUGCGUCAGUCAAGGACAAUGUGAUUUUUGGGAAAACAUAUGACGAGACAUUCUACAAAGACAUUCUAUCUGCUUGUGCUCUGGAACAAGAUCUAACAAUAUUACCAGCAGGUGACAUGACUGAAAUCGGGGAAAAGGGCAUAAACUUGAGCGGAGGACAGAAACAAAGAGUGAGUCUGGCGAGGGCAGUCUACAGUGACGCAGAUGUUUACUUCAUGGAUGACCCUCUUAGUGCUGUUGACAGUCAUGUAGGAAAGCAAAUCUUCCGGACAGUCAUCGGACCGAAGGGACUCCUCAAGAAUAAAGUGAAGUGGCACGUGUAUGUGUACUUCCUAAAGAGCAUGGGACUGUCCUUGUCUUUGGUCAUGAUUCUCAUGUAUGGGAUUAGUGAAGGAUUUUUGAUGAGUUCCAAUAUGGCCCUAUCCAAAUGGGCUGAUCAAGCUUCUCUGAAUCGAACCAUUGACGCCCCACAGAGGGAUUCAUACCUCUCAGUAUACGUGGGGCUUGGAUUCUCCCACGCUGGUGUGUAUGCCUUAGCAGCCUUGAUGAUGUGGCUGUUGGUUUGUAAGGCUGCGCGGAUACUUCAUCGCAACUGCCUCCAGAACGUCCUGAGAAGCUCUCAGAAAUUCUUCGAUACAAAUCCUAUGGGAAGAAUUCUGAACCGAUUUUCUCAGGAUGUUUCAGCUGUGGAUGAAGGCAUAGCUCGAUUCUUGGAAGAAACCAUCAGAUGUGCCUUCGAGGUAUUUGGCGCCCUUGUAAUUAUUGCCUACACUGUCCCAUGGUUCCUCGUUGCAGUCAUUCCCAUUAAUACUGCUUACUACAUUGCCCAGGAUAUGUAUGUCUCGACAUCACGGCAAUUGAAAAGACUUGAAUCUGUGUGGAGGUCACCUAUCUAUUCACAUUUUGGAGAGACUGUGUCUGGCAUCUCUUCCAUACGAGCCUACCGAAGAGAAGGACAGUUCAUCAGGGAAUCGGAGGAAGGAGUUGAUAGCAACAAUAAGUGUUUAUACCCUCAAAUCACUGCCAACAGCUGGCUGAGAGUCCGACUUGAAGCACUUGGUGGCAUUAUAACAUUCAUUGCUUCUCUUCUCACCGUCUUCGGAAGAGGUUCAUUGAGCCCGGCCUUGGCGGGUUUGUCCAUCACCUACGCCAUGUCUGCUUCCAGAAUUUUCAACUGGCUGGCUCGGAUGGUGGCUGAGGUAGAAACCAACAUCGUGGCAGUCGAAAGGAUCAAGGAAUACUGUGAGACUCCAACUGAGGCUCCAUGGAAGAUCCCAGAGAAAAAGCCAAAUGAAAAAUGGCCCCAAGAAGGAAAUAUUUCUUUCCGUGACUACCAGAUCAGAUACAGAGAUGGUCUAGAACUAGUCCUUAAAGGUAUCACUAUGGACAUCAAAGGAGGGGAAAAGAUAGGUGUGGUGGGCAGAACAGGAGCGGGGAAGUCUUCCCUCAUGCUGGGGCUCUUUCGUAUCAUCGAGAAGGCCGGUGGGAAAAUCACAAUUGAUGGAAUCGAUAUCAGUCAAAUCGGACUACAUGACUUACGCUCACACCUCACAAUAAUCCCUCAGGACCCUGUGCUGUUCUCGGGGAGCUUUCGCAUGAACCUGGAUCCGUUUGAGAUGCAUACUGAUGUGGAAGUAUGGAGAGCCCUGGAGUUAUCGCAUCUCAAAACCUUUGUUAAGGGACUCCCGCAGAGACUUCAACAACCUGUUUCCGAGGGAGGACAGAACUUCAGUGUCGGCCAGAGGCAACUAAUCUGCCUUGCAAGAGCAUUGCUGAGAAAGAGUAGAAUCCUCGUGUUAGAUGAGGCAACAGCUUCUGUCGACCUUGAAACAGAUGAGCUCAUUCAAAAUACAAUUCGGAGUGAGUUCGAGAGUUGCACAGUUCUCACUAUCGCGCAUCGAAUCAACACCAUCAUGGAUUAUGAUAGGGUUCUGGUCUUGGAUAGAGGAGAAAUCAAAGAAUUGGACUCUCCAACCAUUCUCCUUCAAGUUUCAGAUUCCCUGUUCGCGGCCCUAACAAGGGAUGCAGGCGUGGCUAUGCCCCAAUCAACUUAG
Darwinula stevensoni is the source of this 7728-nucleotide messenger RNA. The record is from the annotation of a GenBank genome assembly. NCBI's taxonomy places the organism in Eukaryota, Metazoa, Arthropoda, Ostracoda, Podocopida, Darwinulidae.